This is a messenger RNA of Propithecus coquereli (Coquerel's sifaka), 2045 nucleotides long. It is a transcript of the gene SMNDC1, whose product is annotated as survival motor neuron domain containing 1. The transcript has 6 exons. Lineage: Eukaryota; Metazoa; Chordata; Mammalia; Primates; Indriidae. The record is from RefSeq and is a predicted model, not a curated record. Gene Ontology annotation, cellular component: nucleus; precatalytic spliceosome; cytoplasm. The coding region runs from base 219 to 935 and encodes 238 amino acids. Gene Ontology annotation, biological process: mRNA processing; regulation of alternative mRNA splicing, via spliceosome. Gene Ontology annotation, molecular function: RNA binding.
GUAUCUCUCGCGAGACUUCACCCACCUCUGUCUUUUCCUCCUUCCAGCGCCCGGCUUUCUUCCCCUCCCCCUCACCGCCGACCGAGUUUUUUAUUUUCAGACAGAGUCGCCUUGUCGCGAAGGAUUUUUUUUACUGCUGCUGUUGCUGCUACCACCACCACCCCUGGGCUAAUUUGCCCUGACCCUUUCCCGCCGCCCUGCCCCCAACCCCACACAAGAUGUCAGAAGAUUUAGCAAAGCAGCUGGCAAGCUACAAAGCUCAACUCCAGCAAGUUGAAGCUGCAUUAUCUGGAAAUGGAGAAAAUGAAGAUUUGCUAAAAUUGAAGAAAGAUUUACAAGAAGUCAUAGAACUAACCAAAGACCUUCUGUCAACUCAACCUUCUGAAACUCUUGCAAGUUCAGACAGUUUUGCUUCUACUCAGCCCACUCAUUCAUGGAAAGUAGGAGACAAGUGUAUGGCAAUCUGGAGUGAAGAUGGACAGUGUUAUGAAGCGGAGAUUGAGGAGAUAGAUGAAGAAAAUGGCACCGCUGCAAUCACCUUUGCUGGUUAUGGCAAUGCUGAAGUGACUCCACUGUUGAACCUCAAGCCUGUAGAAGAAGGAAGGAAGGCAAAAGAGGAUAGUGGCAACAAACCCAUGUCAAAAAAAGAAAUGAUGGCCCAGCAGCGUGAAUAUAAAAAGAAGAAGGCUUUGAAAAAAGCACAGAGAAUAAAAGAACUUGAGCAGGAAAGAGAGGACCAGAAGGUGAAAUGGCAACAGUUCAACAACAGAGCCUAUUCUAAAAACAAAAAAGGCCAGGUAAAGAGGAGUAUUUUUGCUUCACCUGAGAGUGUAACGGGCAAAGUUGGAGUAGGAACUUGUGGAAUUGCUGAUAAACCUAUGACGCAAUAUCAAGAUACUUCUAAAUACAAUGUUAGGCAUUUGAUGCCUCAAUAAUCAGAAAAACUGUUGGAUUUCAUCUCUGCAGGGCUUUACAUUUACCUUUUUAUCCUUAUAUUUUUCUAAAGGUAAAUUAUUUGUUAGAUGAGUAAGGAAGAUACCAUUGUUGUCACUGUUUGACUUCAAUAGAAUGAAACUUGAAGAAAUUGAAUUUGAUAACUGCUAUUCAUUUAACUUUUUUCAUUACUACUACCACAGUUCCCUCAAACUUUGUUGAAUAAAGCGACUUUUCUAGAUGCUGCUUAGUACAGCACUUGGAUGAAUUGUUGAUCUUCCUAUUAUCAGGCCCCCACUUAAUCUAUGGUAUAUACUUUUUUGUAAGUCAUAACUUGGAAUUUUCAGAUGCUUUGAACUUGAUUCAUAUUCUAGCAAUUCAUUGAAACAUCAAGGCAAAACAACAACCCGCUAAAGAGAUCUUUACCGUUUUUUUAAUCUUCAACUUUAAAACCUAGCUUUUGUCCAGUUCAGCCUAAAUAUAGGUUAAUUUGUAAAUGGCAAAGUUUGUUUUGAGGUUUUUCCUUCAAUACUUUGUUUCCUAGGCCUAUUAUGCCAUCACUAAAGUUGAUCCAACUUUUAUUUUUAUUCAAGUUUUAGUUUUAUGUAAGAAACCAUGUUUAGGAUGAACUACCUUUUCUAAGGUAUUUUUGUUUUCUGUAUGUUUGCUUUUUUCCUGUGUUGAUUUUUCACUUAGUUGUGGUACCAUGUUUUGGAUGUGUAAUGUUUAUAUGGGAAGACAAAAAGCUGAUGUAUAGCCCUGUAUACAGUGUAGAUACUAUUUUUGUAAAAAAAAAAACAAAAAACAAGGCUAAAUUAAUGAACAAGAGUACUGAAUGUUUCAUCAUUAAAAUUUCUUGUAUUUCUUGUGCAUUAAUCUGACCAUAAUUUUCCUGUAUAUUAUGUUCAUGUAGCUGAGUUUAUAAUUUUUAACUAGAUCAAGUCAGCAUUUGUUGGUGUAAGUGAACAUCACAGUUACUGUCAGUUGAGUUUAAGCCAAAUACAUGCAUAGAAAAGGGUCUUCCUAUUAAUGGAAGAAGAUUUUUAGGAUGUAUGUUAAUUUCAGUUUUGUAUGUUUAACUUUUAUUAAAUAAAGUGUUUUUAAAAUCUCCA